AGUUCUAUGCACCACGAUCAGAAUAAAGAUGGUUUUUCGAAAGACAUUCAGUCUAAGUCUUUAAAAGAAACCCAAAGUGCAUGUGAGUUGCAACUUGAGCACGAGAGCAUAAUAGACUUAAAUCAUAUAGAAAAUGAAAAUAUCUUGGUUCCAGAUCAGUCUUCUGAGGUCCAUACAUCCGAAAAAGGCUCGAAGAAGAGGAAAGCUAAACCACCAGUUCGGUCACCAUUCAAUUUCAGGCAUCGUUCCAAAACUGAUGCUGUUCAAAACAAACCUUCAAAAUUUUUUCAACCGGUUGCAAAGGAUGUACUGUUUGAGAUUUUGAAAAAAUCUUCUAUGUUUCAAAGUGAAAUUGAGAAGAAUAUGGAUGAUCACUUGCCUUCAGAGAAAACAUUAAGUGCAAGUAGUGCUGAUGAACCACCUAAUAUUUUAGACAUAGAUAAUGUUAAUGUUAUCAAUGAAUCUCUUGAUUGUGAGGAAGUAAUGAUAGAUUAUGCACAGCCUACAAAGAUGGAAAUAAAUAAUGAUGAGUUGACAAAUCUACAUACACGCUUAAAUGCUAACACUGCUCCCCAUACAAGGAGGAGUCAAAUAAUAGCUGCUUCACAUAUGGUCUCCAAUUCUGUUGGAAAGCAAAUUCCGAAACCAGUUGAAGAAAAUGGUAUAAAAUUACCAACAUCAAGUAUUCUAAAAAAGGAGAAUUCUGUCUCUUCCAGGCUAUCUUCUAAGAACCGGGUGACAUUUGCUGAUCCACUAGUACAUGAAAAAUUAAUUGAAGAAGGAUCAGAUUGGAAUGCUAUCGAAAUAACUGUAGUUAGUGAUAAACCUCUAUGUGAUAGUAAGAAACGAAAGAGGAUUAUAAGUGGACGAAAGAACAAGGCAGUUGAAACUAAAGAAAUUCUUGCUUCUGCUAUUGAAAGUGAUGAGAUCCCAUCUUCCUCUGAACAUCAAGAUUCUGAUACUUUGACCAAUUACAGUGAUAUUCCAGUGUCUCCAUCUCUUAUUAAUUGUCAAGAUAGUAUUAGCUGCAUUCUACAGGACUUAACAUCUCCUACAUGGAUUCGUGGAUUAGAAAGUUUAUUAAUCUCAAAAAAUAUGAAGACAGUUGGUGAUAUUUGCAGAUUAAAUAUCCAUGAGCUAAAAGCGCUUCCUUUUAAGUCUCCAAAAGUUCAGACUUUGCAUAAAGCACUGCUAUCUCAUCUAGAUAAUAUUCAAAAGGCAACUUUGGAGAAACUGAAUAAUAUUGAUGAUGGCUGCUCUAUAAUAAAAGAUAAUAAUUCUGCUCCAUCUGAAGUAGAUGAGAUAUUAACUGAUCAAGCUGAAAAAAUGGAAGAAUCUGUUGAAGAUUUACAGCUACAAUCUCAAGAAAAAAUCCUAGAAGAGUUUUUGAAUCAGAACAACUUUAGUAAUAUUCCAAAUAUUUUAUUGACUCGCACAAUUGAAAAAUGCGCAAAUGUAUUAAGUCAAAGAUUAGGAUCUUGCUGAGCAAUUUAUUAUGUUAAAUGGUGUUUUCAAAAGAAUUUAUAUUAUCUUGUAGUUCUUAUACAUUAUGUUUCCAACUGUUCUAAAAGUACAGUACGACCUUAUUUAUCCAGACUAACUAGGACCAAAGGUAAUCCGGAUAAUCCAGGUAAUAUGGAUUUUGGAUGCUAAAAAAAUCCUUAAAUAAACAGACUUAUUCAUUAUGAUUACAAGAUAAGCUUCAAAACAAAUAUAUGUAGAAUUUUUUACAAGACUUUAAAAAAUAUCAAAGUAACUUUCAAUUCUCAACAGUGAAUUGGUCCAGUUUUCUGGUGCAAAAACAUGAUUGGCUUUCCAAUGAACACAAACGCUUUACAAUAAUAGAUCAAAAUAAAACAUAAAUGUUUUGCUUGCUUACAGUUUCAUUUUUGCUGUUAUAAUUUAAAUUAUCUAUGUGAACAUAAAAUAUUUUAAAAGGCUAUCAACAAGUUGAUCUAGAUAAAUGAGGUUCUACUGUAUUUUCUAAAUUAUAAUCAAGUAUUAUAGUUAUUUUAUUAAAUCUUAGUUUUUACUACAUUUGUUUUUUGUUCAAACACUUUUUAGCUAUUAUGGUUUUUAUAACAAUGUUUUUAUUGAC
Molecule: messenger RNA, 2098 nt
Organism: Uloborus diversus
Lineage: Eukaryota; Metazoa; Arthropoda; Arachnida; Araneae; Uloboridae
Product: telomere-associated protein RIF1-like
Exons: 5
Coding region: 7-1485 (492 amino acids)
Source: RefSeq, a predicted model, not a curated record